AUGCAAUUCCGUAUAGCCAGCACUUCGUCGUUUCAACCGAGCACGAGGCGUCGUCGUCGGAAAGUACGCUACUACGACCCGCCAAUACCCAAAGCGCAGUCGGAAAUAGUCAGCGGCAUACCUCCUGUCCAGAUAAUACGCGAGCCUUCGGAAGUCUGGAGCCACCAUGUGAUUCCUUUGGUCCUAGACAAAUUCUCGGUCGAACUUGUUGAUACAACAAUAGACGGUAGCAUGUUCGCUACCAUUCCACGCAUAAUAUUCAACUCACAAGAAGGUUCCCCAGUCUAUGCAGUCUGCGAUGCUAUUGCAUCUGCAUAUCUAGCUAAUACAACAGGGACGAUAGCUGCAACGACCAAGAGAACUCUUGCGUAUGGGACCGCACUACGGACAGUCAAUCUAGCUCUAAGUGAUCCUGUUCAAUGCAAGAAUGACAGCACUUUGCUAGCUGUUUGGAUGUUUGUGGUGUAUGAGGUAAUUAUUCCUCUUCCGUUGGGUGUCACAGGACGGAAAAACUGA
Messenger RNA from Penicillium waksmanii, 516 nucleotides. RefSeq lists its product as uncharacterized. Lineage: Eukaryota; Fungi; Ascomycota; Eurotiomycetes; Eurotiales; Aspergillaceae. The record is from RefSeq and is a predicted model, not a curated record. The transcript has a single exon. The coding region runs from base 1 to 516 and encodes 171 amino acids.